AUGAACAUAGAUUCUCUGGGAACAGUACGUAGGAAUCGUAUAAACGAUUGCCCACAUGAACCAGAGAAGUUACUACUGAAGCGAGGACGGGGAAGCUACGAUUACAGGUUGAAUGAAUAUUCUGGAAUAAUCGUAUUUAAGUGGACAGAUAACAAGGUAGUGUGUUCAGAAAGUUCAUUUUGUGGACUAGAACCAAUGAAAGCUGUGAAACUUUGGAAUACUAUUCAAAAACGAAAGAUAGAUGUGACAUGUCCGAAUAUUGUCAGUUUCUACAAUAACCAUAUGGGUGGUGUAGACCUGGCGGGAAUGCUUGUCGAACUAUACAGAGUGCCUCUCAAGUGA
Molecule: messenger RNA, 342 nt
Organism: Schistocerca nitens (vagrant locust)
Lineage: Eukaryota; Metazoa; Arthropoda; Insecta; Orthoptera; Acrididae
Product: piggyBac transposable element-derived protein 3-like
Exons: 1
Coding region: 1-342 (113 amino acids)
Source: RefSeq, a predicted model, not a curated record